Messenger RNA from Acanthopagrus latus (yellowfin seabream), 2281 nucleotides. It is a transcript of the gene plbd2, whose product is annotated as phospholipase B domain containing 2. Gene Ontology annotation, cellular component: extracellular region. Gene Ontology annotation, molecular function: glycerophospholipase activity. The coding region runs from base 37 to 1731 and encodes 564 amino acids. NCBI's taxonomy places the organism in Eukaryota, Metazoa, Chordata, Actinopteri, Spariformes, Sparidae. The record is from RefSeq and is a predicted model, not a curated record. Gene Ontology annotation, biological process: phospholipid catabolic process. The transcript is spliced from 12 exons.
CUCACCCGCGUCAUCAUGUGACUGGCUCAUUCAAACAUGGCGUCCGGGGUAAACAAGACGUCUGGGAGGUUCUCGGCGGUUGUAAACGUGAUAGCGGUUUUAGCCGGGUUGUGUUUAAUAUGUGAGCCUGUUCGAGGGGAAAUACGAACCGCUGUCAUCGACAAAGCGAGCGGACAGCUGUCUGUCGUGGAGGGAUACAGAGAAGAUUUUGUGGCGUGGGCGAACUUCACUGAUGACAUUAAAACAUCGGGCUGGUCGUUCUUGGAGGUCACCACCAGCAGUCAGUACAAUGACAGUAUCCAGGCCUAUGCUGCUGGUGCAGUGGAGGCUGCAGUCACAUCUCAGCUUAUCUAUAAGCACUGGAUGAACACUUUGAUGGGUUACUGUGGGCCCUUCACGUCUGAAUCCGAUUACUGUCAGCGCCUUAAGGCUUUCAUUGCAACCAAUAUGCAAUGGGUUCAGGAGCAAAUAGAGAAGCAGCCGACUUCACCCUACUGGUACCAGGUGCGUCUGGCACUGCUGCAGCUGAAAGGACUGGAGGACAGCUACAAUGAUGAGCUGUCAUUUCCUCUUGGGUCAUUCUCCUUCAACCCAUUUGGUUUUCUAAUCUUCCAACUGGGCGGAGAUCUGGAGGACUUGGAAUCGGCUCUGAACAAAUCCAGCCAAACUCGACCUCUUGGAUCCGGCUCGUGUUCUGCACUCAUUAAGCUGCUGCCAAACAAUAAGGAACUGCUGGUGUCACAUGACACCUGGAACACCUACCAGGCCAUGCUGCGCAUAAUGAAGAAAUACACCUUUGCCUUUAAAGCUUCUCCUUUAGACAAUGUUUUUAUUCCUGGAGGAACUCAGGCCUUCUCGUCUUAUCCUGGAUCGAUCUUCUCUGGAGACGACUUUUAUAUCCUGAGUAGUGGCUUGGUGACAUUGGAAACCACCAUCGGCAACAGUAACCCGGCUCGCUGGAAGUUUGUUCAGCCAACAGGAUCCGUCAUGGAAUGGUUGAGGAACAUUGUGGCCAAUCGAUUGGCUUCUACUGGCGCCGACUGGGCCAAGAUCUUCAGCAAGUACAACAGUGGAACGUACAACAACCAGUGGAUGAUUGUGAACUAUAACCACUUCACUCCGGGGAAGACCGACAUUAAGGAGGAGCUCUUUGUUGUGCUGGAGCAGAUUCCGGGACUCAUUAUUUUCACCGAUAAAACUCAGGAACUGCUGGAGAAAGGGUACUGGGCGAGUUUUAACAUACCGUAUUAUGUGGACAUAUUCAAUGCCAGUGGCUGCAAUGAGCUGGUUGAGAAGUACGGCUCGUGGUUCUCUCUGGACCAGAAUCCUCGGGCUCAGAUUUUCAGGAGAAACCAGACAGCUGUCACAGAUAUAGACUCGAUGGUCCGCCUCAUGAGGUACAACAACUUUAAAGAAGAUCCGCUGUCAAAGUGCGAUGGCUGUGAUCCACCUGCCAACGGAGAGAAUGCUAUCUCAGCCCGUUCAGACCUGAACCCGGCUAAUGGAACAUAUCCGUUUGGCGCCCUGAGGCAGAGAUCACAUGGAGGAACAGACAUGAAGAUGACCUCCUACGGGAUGUACCGUGACUAUGGUAUGGUAGCAGUGAGCGGGCCAACGUGGGACCAGGUGCCUCCAUUUCAGUGGAGCACUUCCCCUUACAAAGACCUGAUGCACAUGGGGCAUCCUGACACUUGGGCAUUCAAGCCUAUAAAAGUCAACUGGACUCCAUAAUUGUUGUCACACUGUAUCUACAAGUAGCAUGAUGAAUAUAAGUACUGCCAGCUGUGCUUUAUGAAGUUUUGACAAAGGGAAAUGGUACUUUUAAUUCAGUGUGACGUGACUUUGAACAAAAUAGUCAUGUAAUUGAUUCUCAGGAGAGUGGCAAUAAUAUUUCAAGUUUUUACAGCAUUGCACUAUUUACGUAAUUAUGACACGUAAAACUUAAAGAUAGAUUCACAGUAUGAUCAAGAGCAACUUCCCCACUUUGCUAAAGUAAAGUGGGAGCUUUUACAUUAGAUAAUAUCUGAUUUUUAUAUUAAGUUGAUUCUUUCACUGAAUUUGUGAAAAUGUCAGAUCCACUUGUUUUCUGAUGGCCUUUUGAUUUACUGGAGUUUCCACAGGAUUGUACAUUUCUGAUUAUUGAUGCAUUUGCAGAUUUUCAGUCACUGUGAAGAUGAAUGUCUUAAUCCUGAGUUAGAUCAUUUUUGAGAAAUUCUUAAAUGAGGCAUUGUUGGAAUUAUUUUUUGGGAAUAUUUUUUAAAUAAACUAUGCUCUGAUUGUU